CUUCGUCUCGCGCUGGUUGUGGCUGCUAUUUCAGCAAUAAUCAGCGAACGGAAAAACAAAGAGGGUCUUUGUUGUAUAUAUUGAAAUGAAUUAUUGAGCUGCUUCUGUUUCUAUUAUUUCAUACUUUCCCGUCAAUUGGACCUUGGUGGAGUGGUUUGACUUACCGUCUGGCGAUCCAAUAGCAAGCCUUCAGGUGAUCCUUGGGGAGUCUGCGGAAGGCGAUUUCAUUACUGUAUACUUACUACAUAUGCUAAAAUUAGAUUCUUGCAAAAGCGAAAAGUGCAGUUGUUAAUAAGAUGGAGAAUGAAAAUGAUGUGAAUCAUGGAGAUGAUGUGAAUGACAUAGAAAACGAAGGUCCAGUGGAUAGGAAGGACAAUGGGAGGUACUGGUCAGAGUUUUCUGAAAGAAACAUGACAUAUACAGAGCCACUUCUGGUGAAGAGGAUCAACACCACCUCGCAGAUCGCCAUAGUUGGUGCCAACCUUAGCCCCAUUGAAAGCCUUGAUUAUGAGAUAUUUGAGAAUGAAAUAUUUAAACAGGACUGGAGAUCAAGGAGCAAGAUUCAGAUAUUCCAGUAUGUGAUACUUAAGUGGGCAUUUGCUGCUCUUAUUGGAUUAGGCACUGGUCUACUUGGCUUCCUCAAUAAUAUUGCCGUUGAGAAUAUUGCUGGUUUCAAGCUGCUUCUGGCGUCCAACCUCAUGUCCCAGCACAGAUACAUUCUAGCAUUUGUGGCAUUAGCUGGUUGCAAUAUAGGUUUAGCAGCGGCGGCUGGAUCUCUUUGUGCUUUCAUUGCUCCAGCUGCAGCAGGCUCUGGUAUUCCUGAGGUGAAAGCCUAUCUCAAUGGUAUUGAUGCUCAUAAUAUACUGGCUCCAACCACUCUUUUUGUGAAGGUUUUUGGUGCCAUCCUUGGAGUUUCUGCUGGAUUUGCGGUGGGCAAAGAGGGGCCUAUGGUACACACAGGUGCAUGCAUUGCUUCCUUGUUAGGGCAGGGUGGAUCGCGCAAGUAUCGCUUGACUUGGAUGGGGCUAAGAUAUUUCAAAAAUGAUCGAGACCGGCGAGACAUGAUUACUUGUGGCGCUGCAGCUGGUGUUGCUGCUGCAUUUCGUGCUCCAGUAGGUGGUGUUCUCUUUGCCCUUGAAGAGGCCGCUUCCUGGUAUCUAUUUCUACUGCAAUUGUGCUAUUAUGCUUCCUUUUCUGACUUUAAUUUUUUUGCGAAUUUAUAUUUGAUUACUGUUUGACAUCUGGCUUAAACUAGGCAGUAAUGCAACUAUAAAAUUUCUUUAUCAAUCUUCCAAUUUCUUGGAUAUACUCAAUGCAGAGUGAGUGGUAGAAUAUUGAUAGAUGUUUAAUAUGGGGUAAAAAUAGAUCAGUGUAUGACCUAUCAUUAGAACCAUGAAUCUCAAAUAAAUGUUGGCACUGGGAAAAAAAAUCCAGCCUGCAAAGGUUUUUUAAUGAUAAAUAGUAGUUUAUAAAUAUUAGCUUCAGUAAUCUCUUUGCUCUUCAUCUGUUGCUUUAAUGGAACGACCU
Messenger RNA from Neltuma alba, 1527 nucleotides. Its product is annotated as chloride channel protein CLC-c. Gene Ontology annotation, molecular function: chloride transmembrane transporter activity. Gene Ontology annotation, biological process: chloride transport; transmembrane transport. The transcript is spliced from 5 exons. Lineage: Eukaryota; Viridiplantae; Streptophyta; Magnoliopsida; Fabales; Fabaceae. The coding region runs from base 297 to 1238 and encodes 313 amino acids. Gene Ontology annotation, cellular component: plant-type vacuole membrane; intracellular membrane-bounded organelle. The record is from RefSeq and is a predicted model, not a curated record.